UGUUAGCACAACAAACCAAUGUUCCAGUUUAUAAUUUCAGUGGAACAAAAUUUGUCCAGUUGCCCAAUACUCCCAAUACUGCAUGUAAAAGAAAGAAUAGACGGGAUGAAUUACUACUGCGUGUUGACACGCGCCUUCCUGAG
This is a messenger RNA of Racocetra persica, 143 nucleotides long. NCBI's taxonomy places the organism in Eukaryota, Fungi, Glomeromycota, Glomeromycetes, Diversisporales, Gigasporaceae. The record is from the annotation of a GenBank genome assembly.